AUGCCUUUCCGUGUUCGAAGCCGCCAACGGGUCCAGGACCCCGAGCGUCAGUUCUACGAAUACCAGAUAAAUACUACUCUCGUCUACAAUCUUGAUCGACUGCGCGACGGUCUUGAGAUGAACUGCGGUCGUAACAACUUCACUGUCUACGGAGACAUCAUGCAGCUUACCAUUCGAGUUCACGCAUACCAGGCUAAGAAUCUGGUUGCGCAACUUCAGAGUGAAGGCGCUCUACGUCGCGAGGCAACAGAAGGGCUCCCCAAAGUUCUUAGAGAGAAUAUCAUGGCCAACGGCUGGUAUCAGAUACGGCCUCAUGAUCGAGAGUAA
Fusarium venenatum is the source of this 327-nucleotide messenger RNA. RefSeq lists its product as uncharacterized. Lineage: Eukaryota; Fungi; Ascomycota; Sordariomycetes; Hypocreales; Nectriaceae. The record is from RefSeq and is a predicted model, not a curated record.